Oryza sativa Japonica Group (Japanese rice) is the source of this 2001-nucleotide messenger RNA. Its product is annotated as protein NRT1/ PTR FAMILY 4.5. Gene Ontology annotation, cellular component: membrane. Gene Ontology annotation, molecular function: transmembrane transporter activity. Gene Ontology annotation, biological process: transmembrane transport. The record is from RefSeq and is a predicted model, not a curated record. NCBI's taxonomy places the organism in Eukaryota, Viridiplantae, Streptophyta, Magnoliopsida, Poales, Poaceae.
CACUAGCCAGACAGAAAUUUAUAUAUAUGGCUGCAACUGCAAAUACAGUCAGUCAGCUCAGAUCACGUAGAACAUUUCCAGGUUUCAGAUAGAGGAAGAGAGACAGACAGAGGUGAUGAGCAGCUCAUCAGGGCUAGUGGAUUGGAGGGGGAGGCCGGUGGACACCCGGAAGCAUGGAGGUGUAAGAGCAUCCAUUUUCAUCCAUGCGAUGGUGCUCCUGACCAACGCGCCCAACAUCGCCAACGUCUUGAACAUGGUGAGCUACCUCCGGGCCACCAUGCACAUGGGUGUCGCGGAGGCGACGACGACGGUGACCAACUUGUUCGCCGCGUUGCAGGUGUUCUCCAUCCCGGCGGCCCUCCUAGCUGACUCAUACGUCAAACGAUUCUACACCGUCAUCCUCUUGGCUCCCAUCGAGAUCAUAGGUUACAUCGUUCUGGCGCUUCAAGCGUACACCCCCUCGCUGCACCCGCCGCCGUGCAACCCGGCGGCCACAACGGCAGCGGCGAGCACCACCUGCGAGCCGGUGCGCGGCGCAAACCUGAGCCUGCUGCUGCUGGGCCUGUACCUGGUCCCGAUCGGCGACGGUGCGAUGAAGGCGUGCCUGCCGGCUCUGGGCGGGGACCAGUUCGACCCGGCCGACCCGGACGAGCAGCGGCAGGAGGUGAGCUUCUACAACUGGUACACCUUCGCCGCGUCCACCGGCGGUUUAGUCGGCCUCGUCUUCAUCGUGUGGGUGGAGAACAGCAAGGGCUGGGGCAUCGGCUUCGCCAUCUGCGCCGCCUUCGUCUUGCUCGGGUUGCUGGUCUGGGCCGCCGCCUUCCCGCUCUACCGGAACCGGCUGCCGACGGGGAGCCCCAUCACAAGAAUAUUGCAGGUUUUUGUAGCGGCAUUCAGGAAAAGAAACGUCCGCUUGCCGGAGGACCCCAGCGAAUUGAAACAAAUCAACCAGGAUGAUGAUAACAAUGCCCUCGAAGUUCUCCCCAGAACAGAUGGAUUUGGGUGCUUGGAGAAAGCAGCAGUCAGGACUGGUAAUGAUGCUGGUGCAUGGUCGCUGUGCAGCGUGAACCAGGUGGAGGAGACCAAGAUCUUGCUACGCAUGGCACCCAUCUUCGCCGCUGCCGUUCUCGGCUACAUCCCUAUGCCGCUCAUCCUCACCUUCACCGUGCAGCAAGGCAGCACUAUGAACACCAAGCUCGGAUCCGUCCACAUAUCGCCAGCGACAUUAUUCCUGAUCCCAAUCAUUUUCCAGCUGGUCAUCCUCAUUCUCUAUGACCGCGUCAUCGUGCCACCUCUCCGUAGGCUCACCGGCUAUGUCGGUGGUGUCACCCACCUCCAGCGGAUUGGCGUCGGUUUCAUUGCUACCAUCAUGGCCACCGCCGUCGCUGCGGUGGUGGAGAUAAGGAGGAAGUCUGCCGCCGAUGAGAGCAGCCUCGCGGACGGCACCGCCGGGAUCCCGUUAUCUGUAUUUUGGUUGACACCACAAUUCUUCCUCAUUGGCAUCUUCGACGUCACCUCCUUCGUGGGGCUCCUCGAGUUCUUCUGCAGCGAGGUGUCUAUGGGAAUGAAGUCCAUCGGUAGCUCCAUCUUCUACUGCAUCCUUGGCGUGUCGGCGUGGCUCGGCAGCCUGCUCAUCCAGGUCACCAACCGUGUCACCCGAAGAGGCGGUAAAGGCAAUGGCGGCAGCGGAGGAUGGUUGGAUGGGGCCAACUUGAACAAUGGCAAGCUCGAGAGGUUCUACGUCGUCCUCUGCAUCAUCGAGGUGGUGGCACUGCUGUCCUACGUAUUCUUCGCGAGGAGGUACGUGUACAGGAAUGAGCAGAAGGUGGUGACCCAAGGAGGGACUAUGUGUGACACUGGGAAUGGUGCCGAUAUGAUCUAAUCAUGAAAUAUGUUGUGUUUACAUUUACGUGGGUGUAAUAAUUUGUACAAUAAUUUGUAGGAACAGGAGAAAUGGAAGGAACUUUAUUACUCUAUUCAAUAAAGAGACAUCAUUAUCAA